UUUUGAUGAUCGAUGUUUCUGUCCGGAAGAUUGUCGUGUGACACAUGACAACAAAAAUACGGAAGAAGCGAGAAUCAGCUGACAUACAUCUACAUUUUGUUGUGUCUAACUACGUGCAUUAUGGAGGACCAGGAGAUGCAACUGAAAGUGAGACGAGUUAGUGAUAAAUUCACGGAGAGCAUGUACGUGCUAGCUAACGAGCCGUCAGUGGCUCUGUACAGACUGCAGGAGCACGUCAGAAGGUCCCUGCCCGAACUGGUGCAACACAAGACUGACAUGCAGAGCUGGGAGGAGCAGAGUCAAGGAGCUAUUUACAGUGUAGAGUAUGCAUGCAGUGCUGUGAAGAGCAUGACGAACAGCAGCUUGUAUUUCAAAAACAUUGACGGCCUCCUUCGUCAGGCCAUCAACAUGAAGGAACAGAUUAGCAACUCUCAAGGACGCAGCUUACAUGAUGUCCCUCCACAUGCCCAGCCCACUUCCUCAUGACCUCUGGACUGAGGAAGGAAAAGGACUAUGGACUCAGGCAUGCUAAAGGAAGGGGGAGAGAAGCACAACUCUGGGAUGUGACGUGACUUCCUGAGUUGGGUGUGUUGCAUCUACAGUCUCUUGCUCCACUACCUUUUGAUUGAGGCUGAAAGUGGGGUCAGAAGGCCGACACCUCCUCAUCACAAUGGAGUGGCUGCCUCCAGUGACCCCCCCCCCCAGUACAAGCCGCUCAGUGGAACAGGGCACCACAGCGCUGCCAGUUUCAGCAUUAAAAACACUUAAGUCAUGGACGCUGCUCAAAGAAUGCAUUGUUCUCGUGGACUCGCUGGACAAACCAGAGAGAAAGCAGCCGUGCUGGUUCUGCCCCUGCUGUUGAAAACCCAUAGCACAGCCAAUGUUUUGGGCACUACUUUUUUAGUCUUUGUGAAUUUGUUGUCAAAAACUAGGAUGUCCCAUGCAUGCAAAUUAUAAAAGCUAAACUCACUUACACAAGGAAAAUCUGCUACAAGGCAAACUUUAUUUAAGGAUUAAAUAUAUAAACUGCCAUGUUUUUAAAAGGAACCUUAAAAUAAACAACUACAAUAGCA
This is a messenger RNA of Trematomus bernacchii (emerald rockcod), 1073 nucleotides long. RefSeq names its product BLOC-1 related complex subunit 8 (gene borcs8). Gene Ontology annotation, cellular component: BORC complex. NCBI's taxonomy places the organism in Eukaryota, Metazoa, Chordata, Actinopteri, Perciformes, Nototheniidae. The coding region runs from base 121 to 486 and encodes 121 amino acids. The record is from RefSeq and is a predicted model, not a curated record. The transcript has 6 exons.